Messenger RNA from Geodia barretti, 598 nucleotides. The record is from the annotation of a GenBank genome assembly. NCBI's taxonomy places the organism in Eukaryota, Metazoa, Porifera, Demospongiae, Tetractinellida, Geodiidae.
AACACGACAAAACCUGACCUGCUGACAGCAGACCCCACGUUUUUCUUCUGCUGCACUGCUAGAGAGAAGUCCACGGAGAACGUAGGAUGAGCUCGAUUCCUUUCUAUGCCGUAGACACCAGUCGUCGUGCUAUGGGCUGCCGCCGCCCGCAGACUCGGGCGUCGCCGUCCAGGAAGACGGCUUUCCCAACAGAUCCCCUAGUCGACCCGUCCUCCAACCCCUCCACCUCCUCACACCCUCCCCCGCCACCUCACACUCCCAAUUCUUACACUCCAACCACACCCACACCACCAGAACACUCCCUACACUUCAAUUUGUCACUCAUCUGCACCGUACCUGACACCGGUACUUUGACCUCUGACCCCAGAAGCUCCGCCCACCUUAACCAGCAAAGCCACAACAGAGACUUGGCUAUGGAGGCUCUUGGAAUGUUUAAUUAGCUCUCCGCCACGAGGAACCAAGUCAUCAUCUCUUCCCCAGUGUAUCGACCACCAAUUUCAUUACCUGCCCCUUGUGUAAUAGUUUUGUCAGCAUGCAUGGAAGUCUUUCAUUGUUAACCUCUUUGUAUCCAGCAGUGUUGUUAUGCUACCUUUGAAUG